This is a messenger RNA of Fomitopsis serialis, 1217 nucleotides long. RefSeq lists its product as uncharacterized. Gene Ontology annotation, biological process: protein geranylgeranylation. Gene Ontology annotation, molecular function: Rab geranylgeranyltransferase activity. The annotation marks the transcript as partial. Lineage: Eukaryota; Fungi; Basidiomycota; Agaricomycetes; Polyporales; Fomitopsidaceae. The transcript has 7 exons. Gene Ontology annotation, cellular component: cytoplasm; Rab-protein geranylgeranyltransferase complex. The record is from RefSeq and is a predicted model, not a curated record.
CUUGCAAGUCGAAUCUCAACGUCGGACCUCGUGUCAAUUGACCUCUAUAUUUCAGUCGAUUGAGAUGGUACGCAAUUAUUGACGUCCGGUAGGCAUGGCUAACGCUGCAUAGCAUGGUGUUAAACGAGUUCGCUACUCACGAGAGGCACUUGAGGCUAAGAGGCAGAAGGAACAAGCCAAGCUUAAGGAGUAUCUCGUGCUAAACGACGACGUACUGGCUAAGAUAUACACUGUGUGGAACUACAGACGCGACAUUCUGAUUCACGGCAUAUUCCCGAACAGUUCGCCCUCGGGGGUGAAUGAGCGCAUCACGGACGAGCUGUCCCUCACCACCUCGUACUUGAAGCAGCAUCCCAAAGUCUAUGCAAUUUGGAAUCACCGUAGGUGGUGUCUGGCGAAUGUUCCCGACGGCCCAUCCGAUACCGACCGCGAUGGUUGGCGUCAGGCUUUUUGGAACAAGGAAUUGUACGUAGUGGAGAAGAUGCUCGACGCGGACGCACGUAAUUUCCAUGCCUGGAAUUAUCGUCGUUACGUCCUGGCGAGUAUGCCUGUGAAGCGUCCGGUGCAGACCGAAUUGAUAUACACGACACGGAAGAUCGAAGCCAACUUCUCGAAUUUCAGCGCAUGGCACCAACGUUCCAAAGUGCUGACGUCUCUUUGGGCAAACGGUCUGCUCGAGCCAUUCAAAUCGAAGGGAGAAGAAUACGACCUCGUGAAGAACGCGAUGUACACCGACCCCGGUGACCAGAGCGUCUGGAUUUAUCAUCGAUGGCUGAUCGGGGCAGGCGACGAUUACGAUGUUCUGCAGAGGGAGAUUACUUCUAUCGAAGAACUCUUGGAUGAACAGCCGGACAGCAAAUGUGAGAACACGAGGAUGCCAUGAACGCCAACUGACGAAUGAGAAUGCAUAGGGUGCAUGGAGUCCCUUGUGUUUUACAAACGACUAGUGCUGCGGCACCACGCGCAACAGCUAAAUGAGGCGGACCGGCUAUUGUUGACUGAAGCAUGUCUACGAUUGCUCUCCAGCCUGCAAGACAUCGAUCCGAACCGCCGGCAACGAUACGAGGACCUGGCUGCGGACUUGAAGAAGAUCAUCAGAUAAAGCCCCUGGUCGACCAGCAGUCCACUGGCACUACGUCCAGAGCCAAUUCAGAGCUGUGAUCUCUCCUAUAGUACGCCGUCGGAGUGCGCUCGUUCACAGACGUCAUGACGUCAAU